AAGAAAGUGGUUAAGAUCCAUACACGAACCUCUUCCAACAACUCGCGCGUUAUUGGCCUACCGGUUGGUUUAUAAUAACUCCGAUACCACCACGCGCGUCAUAAAUUAACUAAUCCAAAAUAACUCGAAUCGUUGGGAGAAAGCUUAUACGAAGUUUUGUGUGAAAGGAAAAGAAUUAAAGUUAAUUGUCAUACACACCGUGAAGGUGGCUAGCCAGGCUUCCCUUGUCAACAAACUUGGAGACCAAAAGCUUCUCCUCCUUCCUGUAAUAGUAAGCCUCCAACGGCAGCAAGUUAGGGUGCUUCAGCUUCCCGAGCAUCCUCAUGUGCUCGUGGAACUCCUCCCUCCCGACGUUGUUCAUGUGCCGGUACCUCUUCACCACCAUCGCCUGCCCGACCACUCCGGCCUUGUACGACGCGCCGAACGUCCCGCUCCCCAGCACCUCCGCCGACGCCCUCAACAAAUCCUGCAAAUCGAACCUCUCCACGUCGUCCCUCAGGAACAGCAGCCGGUUCGCCUGGUCGACCCUCCGCGCCUGCGCGUGGGCCCCCGCCGCCACGGAGGCGUUGGUGACGUGGGUGGCCUCCUCGCGCUGCACGGCCCGCACGGCGGGGGCCGACGUCAGGAUGACUUUCCCGCUGGUGAAGGAGUCCCGCGCCAGCUGGCGGCUGGCGGCGUGCUUGCGCCGGUGGCGGAGGAGGAGGCACAGGAUGGUCGCGAUGAGGAUGAUGACGAGGACGAGGAGGAUGAUGAUGAUCUCCAGCGUCAGGUUCGUGAGCCUGGCCUCGGCAGCAGGGAGGAAGAAGAACGGCGGCGGCGGCUGAGGUGGCGGCGGAGGGGCGGAGCAUGGGUGUAAUGGGGCACCGCACAGACCUUUGUUGCCUGAAAUUAAUUAUUCAGAAAAAUUCCUGUGUGAAAAGAAUGCAUCAAGAGCAUGCACAACAUAUUCUUAAAAUAGAUUACAAGCACCUAAAGUAGACCAUAACUCUGCACUCCACAAUUUUAUUAAAACAUAUCAGAAGUUUCCUAAGGAGUUGACCUAUUAAAAAGUUUAGUAUUAAAAUGCAUGAGAGUAAAAAAUUAGGUAACAAAAUGUAAAUUUUCAU
This is a messenger RNA of Linum trigynum, 1106 nucleotides long. The record is from the annotation of a GenBank genome assembly. NCBI's taxonomy places the organism in Eukaryota, Viridiplantae, Streptophyta, Magnoliopsida, Malpighiales, Linaceae.